GUUCUUUCCCAUUUCCCACAACAUCUGCGCAAAGUCAAAAGUUAGAAAGGCGGCAAGUUCCUGCGACGCGCGAGCACGCUAACGGCUCUCUCUCGUUUUCUCGAUCAUCUCUCCGUCGCCGAUCGACUUCUCCGUUCAAAAGGCAUUCGCAUUGUUCGCUUGGAGUUUCGGAUUCAACACUUCGGUUUCCGAAAACCCUAGCUUCGUCAGUUCACGCUCUCUCCAACGUUACUUGUGUUUUCCCCUUUCUGGAAUCCAUCGAAUAUGGCGGCGGAAACAGCUUCCGCCGCCGCCCCCUUGUUGUCUCUGCCAGUGGGCUAUCACUUUAGCCCUAGCGACGAAGAGCUCGUGGAGUAUUACCUGAAGAGGAAAGCUAGAGGAGAGAGUUUCCCGUACAAUGUGAUUCCCGAUUGCGAUCUCUACGGCGACAAGGCUCCGUGGGAGAUGUUUCCCCGGGAUGCCGGAACAGGGAGAGAUAGGUUUUUCGUCUUCACCAAGCUGAAGAGGCUGAGUAAGAGAAGGGUUUCGCGGACAGCCUCUAUUGGAGAAUGGCAUGGUAACACUUCUGGUGAAAUUUUUGAUGGGAAGAAGAACAAUGUGAUUGGCACUAGGAGACAGUUCGUUUUCAAGGUGAAGAAAGGGAAACAAGGGAGUGCCUCGGGAGCUCCAGUGGGGCAUUGGAUAAUGCAUGAGUAUUCACUUGCUGGGAUUGAUUCUGAUGUUGUGUUGUGUGAAAUAGAAAAUAAGGAGAAGAAGAGGUUGAGAAGUGAUUAUGAAAGGGUGUUUUGUGAGACUGUAAACAAGGGAAGUAAAAGGCUGAGGAUGGAUGAAGAUGGUGCUUUCUUGACUGCCACGGAUGAUGGUGUAUCGUCAUUGGCAGAUAUGGAGUCCGAGUUAAAUAAAUAUUUGUUCAGCGACCCUGAAGAUGCUGCUGUGUCAUCGUCGUCAUCAUUUUUGGAAAUGGUUACAGAGUUGGCUAGUAACUUUCCUUUCUCGUCCGCUGUUGGACACUCUACCGAACAGAUAUCAAUUCAACAGGAGGUGCAGGCAACAGUGAAUGGUGGAUUGAGUUGUGGAGAUUCUUGUGAUAUUCUUGCUGUAUCAACAAAUGAUGCUGAGGAGGAGACCGUGUCGUCCCUUCAAAGUUCAAUCGACAAUCCCAUGACUUCCUCGUCAUCAUCAUUGAUUCCAGUAGUUUUAGCUUCUGAUUUGGAUCUGUCUCAAGAUGAUUGUUGGGGAGAUGAUGAACUUGGAUUCCUUACACGCUAUGGAGCAUCAGAGUUUACUGAUCUUCCAAUCUUUGACUUGGAUGAUAACUUGUGCAACCAACUUGAUUUUGACACUAGUGCUGGACUUGCCAUGACUGGUUUGUGGUAGGUGUGAGGUUCUUUUUGCUUUCCAUUUUACUUUUGCUAAUCUUUUGGUGAUAAUUGCCUGACUGCUUGUCAAGCUGUUAUCACUUAAUGAUUUAUAUUAUUAUGUUUGUGUAUAUUCUGUGAGAACGGUCUUUUGUUGAGGCAGAGGCUGGGAGCGGUAGCGCUUGGGGCUCUUUCCUAAGUUCAGGGCCAAAGGUUUGCAGGGAACUUAAACCAUUUUGAGUUUUUGAUUGACCCGUUUCUUCUCUGGAAUUUCAGGAGUCACAUUUGGUGUUUGUUCAUCUUGCUAUUGCAAUUCCUCGAGCCAUGGGCAAGGCAGCCUCGAUUGGUAAAAGCUGAUUGCUAGGCCCCAUACUCUGAGGCGCUUAUGAAGGGUAGCAUGAUGGACAACAACCACCACAUUGCCUUGCUAAGCUUGGCAGAAAGGAUAACCAAAACAACGGAUUUGAAUGAUUCAUAAUCGGUUUGGAGUGUUCUUGAUUGAGGCCCUGCUGCUUCAUAUUAUAACUCUGUCCAUUGUCAUCAAAUUCAUCUGUUGCAAUUAUAUGCAAUUUGGCUAUUUGCUCGAUAGCCAUUUGCACUCUGUUAAUGCUUUCUCUCCUUUAAUUAUGAAUGGACCGUUCUAAUGUCUAUUUUAACCUAAUAUUGCAGGCAAUAAUAUAUUGCUGGUCUGUGUCCUGGAGAGUGCUAUCAUAGGAGUUGCAGUUCUUCUUCGUCUAGCAGCAAAUUAGGAAGCCUGGUCUAGUUAGUGAGUUAUGGCGAGAAAGGAGUCGGAGUCUUAAGGCUAAUCAGGAGCUGUCUCUCAGUCGGAGUUCAAGCUACAAUGAGUGGUGGAGGCCUCUCUAGAGAGUUUUCUAGUGGAAGCAGCAGCAGCAGCAGCAGCUAUGGUUUUGAUCAGUCUGAUACCUGUAGCUGUGUGGUAGUGAUAGAAUUUUUGUAUACUGGUAAACACAGUGGACGAGUCACUGUCAUUGUAGCUGCAACUCGCUGCUCUUUGUUCUCAGCAUCCUGCUGGGUUUUUUCGUACUAGUUUGGGAUGCUUCUUUUGAUGCAACCAUGUGAUCCAGUCACCUAUUUGGUGGCUUUUCUGAAUAUAUAAUAAUAUAUAAGUAGAUUUUAGUGUUAAGGUAACUCAAACUUGCUUCUCUUUGUCUUAUGAAAUGUUACUUGAG
Messenger RNA from Linum tenue, 2548 nucleotides. The record is from the annotation of a GenBank genome assembly. Lineage: Eukaryota; Viridiplantae; Streptophyta; Magnoliopsida; Malpighiales; Linaceae.